UAUAAUGCUCUCUGUUGUUCGCAAGACAUUGGACUCUUAAAACAGUUUGGCACUGUCAAGUUUUUGUGUGUAAUACAGCGUACUGUACAUGUAUGAGCCAAAUCACACGGACUAUGUUUGUUGUGUAAUUGAUUCACCACUGCUAGUACAUGUAGUAGUGUUUUUCUAUCGAGGUAGCGUCCACAACACUGAGCUUUGGAGAUAAAUACACCAGCAAAGACUACGUACACGCUGACAGUUUUUGGUGGGAGACUUCUGUUUUUCCCCGUUGGUGGAGUUGUUAACAACACGGUGCCUGCUGAACAAACCGGGUACCAUGUUAAAGUCGCUAUACCAAGGUUUGGCCAAUGCCUGCAGCAUGGUAGACUGCUGCUUCGGUAUGAGGCCUUGUCAUCAGGCCGUCUUCCCCUGCAUCCGAAGCUGCUCCUACGGAGACCGCAAAGUCUUCUAUAACUACGACGGCACAGAGACCGUGGAGCCCCUUGUGGAUUACUUCAAACCUACAAACUCCUUGCUCAAAAGGAACAUGAUAAGAGGAAUGAAACUGGACAAGGCAGAGCUGAAACGAGGUCUGGACGCCGUGCAACAGAUUGCCGCCGUCGUCCAUUUUGCUCACCAGAACGACCUGAAAGUACGGGCGGUCGGAACCGGUUCGUCCUGGUCUAAACUCACCAAUGUCCGCGACAUAUUGAUAGAUAUGACAGCACUAAACCAGAUCAUUCGAGUAGACAAACAGGACGAGGAGGGCGCCCUCUAUCACAUCGAGGUCCAAGGCGGGAUGAAACUUCACGACUUCGUGCGGAUCAUAGACGAGGAUUACGGUAUGAGUCUACCGUGCAUGGGCAACUACGCCGGGCAGACCAUUGCGGGCAUCAUCAGCACAUCCACCCACGGCACGGGGCAGGACUAUCCCACUAUGUCAAAUUUCGUCGCAGAACUUCACAUGAUCAUCUGCGGAGGAGUCCAGGUACGAGUCCGGAUACCACGAGAAGGCGAAAUCGACGAGGAUUUCGAUACCGUCCGGCAGAGAAUCGAAUCGGCAGAAUACGGCGAUCCGCUCCUUGACAUUCACAGCACGGACGUGUUCCGUGCAGCGGCCGUGGGUUUCGGAUCGCUCGGAGUGAUUUACUCCGUUACCCUCACGUGUGUUCCGGUUUACAACAUCCGGGAAACGAGACAUUAUAUCGAGAUGGACUGGCCGGAGUCGACACCGUGUUCGUCGAGACCGGUUACACGAGCGCCGAGCAGGAACAAUUCGAAUCUAGACAUAUCGUCCACGAACUCGUCUCUGGAGGAAUCGACUACCCGACUGGAGGAAGAGUCAGAGUCGAUAAAAGCACAACAACCGUUCACGAUACCCGAAACUGUGAAGAACAUGUCUGCCGGGCAGGGGAAAUAUUUCUCGUUCUUCGUAAAUCCGUUUCCGAGAAAGAGUCACGAGGACCCGGACAGGACCGUGUUGAAGAGCGUUUAUCUGUCGGGGGAGAGGACCGAAGAGACGGGCAGCUGUCAGUGCGAUUGCUGCCUCAACUUCCAAUGUUGCGCGUGCACAGGAUGUAGGGGUCAAAGUGCAUGCCAGAUAGUUCAGACAGACUGUUCGGCGUCGUGUCUCCAGCUUGGUGCCCACUGUCUGCCGUCUUUCAUCCCGUGGUUUGCCGACUGCGGACUGCACCAGUUCGCUCGAGACGCUCCGUACAUCCAGAAAUGGUACAACGUUCUCACCUUCACCAACGGAAACUUACACAUCAAGACGGCCGAAUACUGCAUACCGCUACAGGACCUGGACGCGGCGUUAGCAGACAUCGUUAGGGUACUACAGGAGUACGGCAAGUUGUAUCAGACGUACACACUGCUUCCCAUCUACGUGCGAAUGGUCAAAGCCGAUGAUCUGUACAUGAGCCCGGCGAAUAGACACACUCCGGACGGUGGGAUUUGCGAGAGAUAUUGUUACAUUGAGGUUCCAUUUCUCCCUGGUGCCUACGGUAUCGACGAGUUCCACAAGAAGUUGGAAGAUUUUCUCUUCAGUAAGUACCGAGCCCGUCCGCACUGGAGCAAGAAUAACUUCCUGAGUUACAACCGAGUCGAUAGACUGUACCCGCACCUCGAUAAAUGGAGGCGAGUCUACGUGCUGUUCAACAGGGACGGCACUUUCGACAACGAGUUCACGAGGAAAUGCGGGUUUGAUGAUUUCCACCUGCGGGAUCGGGAGGAUGAGGAGGUGGAGGGGGCACGGGGUGUGAGGAGCUCCCCGACCGCCAACAAUGAACAGAGGAGAGAGGGGUCCCCGGAAAGGUCCCCCCGCCCCGGAUCCGAUGACUGCCCUCACCCGGGCACCGCGGAGCUAGGAGAGGGCUGCCGUUGUUCUGGCUCUGUAACCGUGUCAGAUGUGAUCGUCUCGCAGCCGGCACGGUCGACCGGGGUUAGUCUGGUCCCGGAACACAGCAACAUCACUGUUGAACUAACAGACACGGUGUCAUCCCAUCCCCCUAGUGACGUCACGCGGUAACAAGAGGCGCCAUUGUUCCGAGUCUCUUACCUUCUCGGUGUGGGUUCGCAGUUCGCACGCAGAUGGCUUUGGGUCCUGGGUGUAAUAUUAUUGGGGAAAGCAAAAACCGGCGCAGGAGUAUCCAAUCGAGAUAAAAAACAUUCCUUAAUAGUAGCCGGAGGCGAUUGAGCGCGAGAGGAAAGUGCAAGUGUACAAUAAAUUGGGAAAAUAAAAGGUGUGAUGUACAAGAGGUUUUUUGAACUUGGCCUUUGGGUUGGGCAAUUAUUAUUACCAACUGGAUACCAGGCAAGCUUUCUGCAUGAUGUAUUCAAGUAACUUUUACAAGUUAACAGCUUAUUUAUUCACGGCAAGUUAACCACAGCACAAUAACCGAAACUUCUUUACCAAUGUUUAAACUGUCUUACGUCAUGAUGCAAACAUGUGUUUCGUUUCCGUUGCGAAACCAACGAAGAGAUAAUGGUCUGGUCCCGUUAAUGAAUUUAGGUAAUAAGCUUCAACAUCGAACAUGGUACCCAACCUAAAUGGCUCAUUAUUAAUAACUAUAGUACGAGUAAAAGUAGCCAAGCCGCUAUCACUUCCAAUCCCUUAUCUUAGUCUGCUUUUGAAAGUGUGGCUACGGCUACGACUGUUGCUAUGGAUGUUGCUAAGGAUAUCGUAUAUGCUUCAACGCACAAUAUCGCGUCCAUUUAGCCGUAGCCGCCAAUCUGGACAUGGACUUACACUUCCUUUUAUUGGGUUGAGCACCGUUGAAAAAAAUGGUGAACUGUAUUUGGCAAGUUUGUUAUGGUUAAAAGUUUAAACAGCGAUUUAAAACCGUGUCAUAGUCCAUAGACAACACCAACGAUAAGCUUAAUACGCCAAAUACUCUUUUAACGAUCUUUAAGACAGUAUUGGUUCCCAUUAAAGUCAUCAAUAAAGUUUCCAUUUAUGUCAUUUUUGUGUUGUAAUAGCAGCAUGUUAAUCACCACUCACUUGGAACUAAACUGUGUAGACCACAGAACCACCAACCAAGGCGUCUAGCCAUGGUUAACAUGGCCCCCUUUUGCCCUCACAACUAAUACUCAGAAAACAAUAAAGUUCGUUUACGGGUAAAAGCCGACAGUUGUAAUUAUCGUCAUUCUGCGGCCAAGAAAAAGAAAAGGGCGGGCCGGGUUACCCAAACACGAAUUUGAACGUGACCCCUGACACGUUGUGGGUUAAACGUGAUACCAGUCGGUUUGUAAUCAUUUUCGUCUUGGCGGCACGGUUUGACUAUGGUUUGAUGGCCGUCACGCCAGAGGUAUGACGGCUGGAUUUGACGCCUGGCCUAAAAAUGACCCCCUGAAAAGUAGACCAUUUAAUAGGUUGGUUGUGAAACCAAAAUGUGGUUUAUUUUCCAUACCAAAUGGUCCGUUUUUCCAACGGUUUCCUUUUCGAAAGCUUCUAAAGAACAUUGCCCGUUUUGGUUUUUGUCUAACUUAAAAAAUAAUGUUGUCUAUUUUUCCAUACCAAAAUUUCAAAUUGUUCAUUUUUUAACGAUGUGCUUCUUCACCAACUCGUAAAGAAAUAUACAGUUUUUGUGCGUGUGGAAUGUUUUCUAAUUUUGAUUUUUGGCAUCCAUACUAUUUCUCCUUCAUAUUCAGUUUAAGCCACAUGUGACACACGAGACAAUUUACAGGCAACCAGUUCCAGACAACGUUCACGAAGAAAUGGCAUGUACAUUUGAAUGUUCUCAUAAACUUCUUGGGGAUCGUAAGACACUGUUUGAAAAAUGACUCAUGUGCUACCAUAGUGGUCCUGUAGCAUGCACUGCAGCUGGUUGCCUCCAAGUUGCCUGCAAAAGUUGCCUUUCGCGAAAAGGACCAAGCAAGGAGAUGUGAACGUGAACAAUUUGUGUGCUCUAGUGGGAUAUUUUUCUUUGUAAAGAACAUUAUACAAAGUAAAUGGGUUGAUACGUUUAAGGUUGCUGUAAAUAAUUGAUUAACUUUUCGGCACGAACAUGAAAAACUCGACUUCAAUAAAAUGUAUAUUUUUCUAAACGUCUUUUUAAUGAAACAAUGUAAAAAAAGAAUGUUAUCUUACAAUGUAAUGUCGGGUUGCUCAAAUCUUGAACCUGGGAAAGAGGGGAGAAAUUCAAUUCAACACAAAACAAAAGGUGUAUAUCAUAUUCAUUCAUUCAAUUCAAAUAUUCCUUCUAGAAAGAACAAGGGUUGGAAAACAUGAUAUGCAGUAUCUCUGAUUUUGACAGAAACUGCUUUCGAAACAAUCCAUUAGAACACAAACAAAACAAGCACAGCUGGUACUAUUUUGUGUUUUAUAUACAUGUCACUGAAAUGAAACCGACAAUAAACGACUACAAAUAUACUAUGCAUUGCCUAUUGCAAUAUAUUUAUAUAUUUUAUAUUAUAUCUUGUGUACAUUAACUUGAGGGCGCUUUGCCGCAGUAGUUACCAAGCUUUGUAUACUCUUACCAAACCCGUCUCGGACGCGAUGCAAACAUUUUAACAAAAAAAGUAAAUUAAUUCAGUAAUAAUAAUAAUAAUUUUAUUACAAAAAACAUAAGAAUUUUUUGUACAAUCUUUCAGUACGUAUAUUUAUAUCAACUUUUUGUUUUUAAUUAUUCAAGAAUGUGGUUAUCAUAAUUAUGUAAUUUAUUAAGCGUGUAUAUAUAAUGAAUCUUCUCGUCAUUAAAAGAUAAAGUAUAUACUGA
Messenger RNA from Asterias rubens (European starfish), 5195 nucleotides. RefSeq lists its product as uncharacterized. The record is from RefSeq and is a predicted model, not a curated record. NCBI's taxonomy places the organism in Eukaryota, Metazoa, Echinodermata, Asteroidea, Forcipulatida, Asteriidae. The coding region runs from base 317 to 2506 and encodes 729 amino acids. The transcript is spliced from 8 exons. Gene Ontology annotation, cellular component: membrane. Gene Ontology annotation, molecular function: FAD binding; D-arabinono-1,4-lactone oxidase activity.